ACUGCUUCUGCCUCUUUCAGGAGUAGGGUUCGUUAAUGUGAGGUUGUGUCGCCUGCAAUAUAGGUUACACAACCCACCUUAAUUUCGUGAUAUAAUUUAUAAAAAGCCAAAAAAAAUUUAAAAGUCAAAAAACACAAAAAAAUAGAAAAAAUCGAGAAAAUUAUAAUAAUUUAACCGAAACGCGUGGUUCUGUGAUCAUACAACGUGGGCAUAUUGAGGAGUAUUGAAGACGUUUGUGCAACCGCAUCGACAGAAGACUUCUGUGAUCAGUCUGCAUCUGAAUUUGCUACUGCGGAUCUAGAGAAACAGUGCGACGAAAAUGAAUCCAGGAGGGCCAAACUAUCCUAUGGCUUCGCUGUAUGUGGGCGACCUGCAUCAAGAUGUUACAGAAGCUGUACUGUUUGAAAAGUUUUCAACUGCUGGACCUGUGCUGUCUAUUCGUGUCUGCAGGGACAUGAUAACCCGUCGUUCGCUGGGAUACGCUUAUGUCAACUUCCAGCAACCUGCUGAUGCGGAGAGAGCUUUGGACACUAUGAAUUUUGAUAUAAUUAAAGGGCGUCCAAUUCGUAUCAUGUGGUCUCAGCGAGAUCCCUCUCUUCGAAAGUCUGGCGUUGGCAAUGUUUUCAUUAAGAAUUUAGACAAAAGCAUUGAUAACAAAGCCAUGUAUGACACGUUUUCCGCGUUUGGAAAUAUAUUAAGCUGUAAGGUUGCUCAAGAUGAAAAUGGUGUAUCAAAGGGAUAUGGCUUUGUGCAUUUUGAAACUGAAGAAGCUGCUACUAAAUCAAUUGAGAAAGUAAAUGGUAUGUUACUUAAUGCCAAGAAAGUAUUUGUUGGAAAGUUCGUACCACGAAAGGAGCGUGAGAAGGAACUUGGAGAAAAGGCAAAACUUUUCACAAAUGUUUAUAUAAAGAACUUUGGUGAAGACUUCACUGAUGAUAUGCUGAAAGAGAUGUUCCAGAAGUAUGGAAAAAUCACCAGCCACAAGGUAAUGACAAGGGAAGAUGGGAAGUCGCGUGGAUUUGGUUUCGUUGCGUUUGAAGACCCGGAAGAUGCCGAAAGAGCAGUGGAAGAACUUAAUGGCAAAGAGCUACCGGAUGGGAAGAUUCUGUACGUGGGCCGUGCACAGAAGAAAGCUGAAAGGCAGCAAGAGCUGAAACGAAAAUUUGAGCAGCUCAAGAUUGAACGUCUCAAUCGCUACCAAGGUGUGAAUUUGUAUGUGAAAAAUCUUGACGACACAAUAGAUGAUGAACGACUGCGUAAAGAGUUCGCACCUUUUGGAACUAUUACUAGUGCUAAGGUCAUGCUGGAAGAUGGACGUAGUAAGGGAUUUGGAUUUGUUUGCUUUUCUUCACCGGAGGAAGCAACUAAGGCUGUAACAGAGAUGAAUGGUAGGAUUGUUGGUACUAAACCUCUGUAUGUUGCGCUAGCGCAAAGAAAGGAAGACCGCAAAGCUCAUUUGGCGUCUCAAUAUAUGCAGAGAAUGGCCAACAUGAGAAUGCAGCAAAUGGGACAGCAGAUCUUCCAGCCAAAUGCAGGCGGUGGAUACUUUGUUCCAACACUUGCCGCCCAGCCGCAACGUUAUUACACUCCAGCACAGAUGACACCAAUAAGAGCAACACCACGCUGGACUGCACAACCCCAAGUGCGUCCUAAUGCUCAGGGCACUGCUUCGACAUUUGGAAAUUUGCCUUUCCGUGCUGCUCCAAGACCUGCAGCGCAGCCAACUUCAAUUCGAAACCAACUGUCUGCAAGGCCAAUUACAGGUCAACAGUCCGUUGGAGCGGGUAGCAUCCAGGGCCGUCCAAUGGGUGCUCCAACUGUGUCAGUUUCUGCUCAGGGACGUCCUGCUACAUACAAGUACACAGCUAAUAUGCGUAACCCACCACAACCAAUGCCUGUGGCACAGCAACCGCCUGUACAGCAGGCUGUGCACAUUCAAGGCCAAGAACCACUGACUGCCUCAAUGUUGGCUGAAGCUUCCCAUCGUGACCAGAAACAGAUGUUGGGAGAACGUCUGUUCCCCUUAAUUCAGCAUAUGUAUCCAGAAUUAGCUGGGAAAAUUACUGGAAUGUUACUCGAGAUAGAUAAUUCAGAGCUUCUGCAUAUGUUGGAACACCAUGAGUCUCUCAAAGCUAAGGUUGAAGAAGCUGUUGCUGUUCUUCAAGCCCACCAGGCAAAACAAGCUGCAUCUCAAGGAAAGAAGGAAUAAAGGUUUAAUAUGAAAAUAGCCACAACUGGAUCAUUUCCGGUUAACUUGGAACCUGAAGUGGCUUAAAAUUUGAAGAAAUUUUGGGGCUACUAUAUACUCCUUAUUCAGAUCUUAUCUGGUAGCUUCCAGCACUAAUUUCAGAAAGAGAGAAUUAAAACGUGUAGGAAUUUUAAAAUAAUAUCCUUAAUUUGUUGCUUGUCUUCUGUUACCUAAUAGACAGGACUUUAAACAGGAAAAGAAAUCUAAGAAUAUAUUUUAAAAGUAAAACUUCGUGAAUGAGUUCUAGUGAGUAAGCCCACUUUCUUAUUAAAAUGAUCUUCUUUUAAGUGUUGCUGAUAAUUGAAGUUUCUUUAUUGUAUUUGUUGUACAUCGUUGAUUUGCAAAUAUUUUGUUUUAUGAAUGUUCUGAUUGGCUUUUAAAUUCAAAGAACAUUGAGUUAGUUUUAAAACUAUUUCAAUAUACCUUCUGUAAUAGAUGUGGGCGUAUUUUUCAUUUCCCUUCAUGCUUGUAUUCAUUUAAAAUGUCUCAAAUGUUAGUCUUUCUUGUUUGUCAAUAAUUUUAAACAGCAAAAAAAUUGUAAUACCUGAAACGGUAACUUGUAAUAUUUUCUUCCUUUACAUCAAAGUGCCCACAAGGAAAUAACAUCUGUAAUCAAGUUACAUUAAAAAAUCAGCAUAAAAAGAGGAAAAUCAACAUUAAAUUACAAAUAUUGAUGAGAGUUCAGUGAGACGGGAGGGUGGGAGAGUUUUUGAAGGUACUGAUAUUUAGGAAGUUUUCAUUUGAAAGUACGUAGUUUUAAGUGAAUGUAUAUAUUUCGUGCUUUGGGGUUUGAAAUUAUGUUUAAAAUUCUUAUGUAAUGAUUAUGUAAUUUGAAAAACAAUGGGUUAAUGGAUAAAUAAUA
Schistocerca americana (American grasshopper) is the source of this 3110-nucleotide messenger RNA. RefSeq names its product polyadenylate-binding protein 4-like (gene pAbp). Gene Ontology annotation, cellular component: cytosol; ribonucleoprotein complex; cytoplasmic stress granule. The coding region runs from base 320 to 2209 and encodes 629 amino acids. NCBI's taxonomy places the organism in Eukaryota, Metazoa, Arthropoda, Insecta, Orthoptera, Acrididae. The record is from RefSeq and is a predicted model, not a curated record. Gene Ontology annotation, molecular function: poly(A) binding; poly(U) RNA binding; mRNA 3'-UTR binding. The transcript has 10 exons.